UCCACCACAACACAUUUUGUAAUCAGAGGCAGAGCAAAAAUCUUCCCUUAAUUAAUUUAUCCCAUUUAUUAACUUUCCCCCCCUUUUCCUUAAAUUUUGUUUUCUACCUUCAUUAUCCGAUCUUCACACAUUAAAACUUAAACUCAACUCUCUUUUUCAUCUUCUCUCUCCUCCAUUUUUCGCUCGCUUUUCUCUAUAGAAACUUCUAUUCUACGGAACUUCAUCUUCUCCAACAAAGGGGGCAAAGAACCCUAAUCUAUCCAUCUUUUCUACUUAUAUGAUCGAACGUUUUUUUUUUCCAGUAUGAUUCGAUUGUAAACUACUUCAUAUUUCGUAAUUUUCACUUUAUAGUUUCAAUUGAUUGAUUUUUUUCCCAAUCGUAAAUACUGUAUAUUUGUUCAUAUUACCUAGAAAAAUAUCUUAAUUUCAUUUUAAAUCAAUCAAUUUCAUUUUUUUUCCUGAUUUUUUGUUCUGGAUUUUUCUGUUUGAUUAAUUAGGGUUUGGCUGAUUUUUUUUAAAAAUAAAAAAACUGCCGAUUUUUCCAGAAAGGGGAAUUUGUGAAAUUUUAUGGGCUUCAGAAAAUUGGGGAAGAACACGAGUUUAUGAUCAAGAAAGAUUAAACUGGAGGAAAUAAUUCCUAACCCACCACCAUAAUACUGUUUCCCCUUGCUGUGUCACCUCUUCUUCUGAGGGGGGUUGAUGAGGAAUGAAGGGAAAAAAUCUCGGGGAGGAGUGGCAGCUGCUACUUCUUCUUCACCGGGCCGGACAAAUGGGUUCAUCCCGAGCUCUUUCCGGGCUAUUUCGAGUUACAUGAGGAUUGUUUCGUCUGGUGCUUCUACUGUCGCUUCCACUGUCCGGUCAGCGGCUUCGUCAAUUGUGGUGGAUAGGGACCACGACUCUCGAUGUGAUCAGGUGCUUUGGGCUGGGUUUGACAAGUUGGAAUUGGAAGGAGGCAAUGUACGGCAGGUCCUGCUGCUGGGUUACCGAUCUGGUUUUCAGGUAUGGGAUGUGGAGGAAGCACACAAUGUUCAUGACUUGGUGUCCAAACAUGAUGGUCCUGUUUCAUUUUUGCAAAUGCUGCCAAAACCACUGCCAACUAUGGCAUCUGAAGACAAAUUUUCUGACAGUCGUCCUCUGCUGGUAGUGUAUACAGAUGGAUCUCGUCUUCUGGAUGGGAAAAGUGCUCCUUGCAAUGGAAGCAUUUCCAAUGGCAAUGUUCCUGGGAAUGGCCUCUAUGGCCCUUCCACUGUUCGAUUUUAUUCUCUAAUUUCCCGGUCUUAUGUACAUGUUUUAAAGUUUAGAUCAGUUGUUUAUUCUGUUAGGUGCAGUCCUCGGGUCAUAGCUGUUUCUCAAGCCGCUCAGGUGCACUGUUUUAAUGCUGCUACCUUGGAGAGGGAAUAUACCAUCCUUACAAAUCCUGUUGUAACUGGCUUUCCUGGUUCUGGUGGUGGCAUAGGCUAUGGUCCACUUGCGCUGGGUCCUAGGUGGCUGGCGUACAGUGGAAGUCCAAUAGAUGUUUCAAAAGCAGGUCGUGUCAGUCCACAGCAUUUGACACCUUCAGCUACCUUUUCCAGUUCAGCGUCAAAUGGUAAUCGUGUGGCUCAAUAUGCAGUGGAGUCCAGCAAGCAUCUGGCUGCAGGAAUUGCGACCCUGGGGGAUAUGGGUUAUAAAAAGCUAUCCCGAUAUUGUUCUGAGCUGUUGCCUGAUUCUAAUUCCUCGGUUCAAUCUGGAGUUACUGGAAGUAAAGUCAAUGGUGCUGUUAAUGGGCAUAGUGGCCAUCUGCCUGACAUAGAUAGUGUUGGAAUGGUCAUUGUGAAAGAUGUCGUCAGUAAAAGUGUGAUCACUCAGUUUAAAGCACACAAAAGCCCUAUUGCCGCAUUAUGUUUUGAUCCUAGUGGGACUCUAUUGGUGACGGCUUCAGUUCAGGGCCAUAACAUUAAUGUUUUCUGCAUUAUGCCUGGACAUCCUGCAUCUGAUGCCAGCGGAUCCUGUUUCCAUCUUUACAGGCUGCAACGUGGCCUUACUAAUGCGAUUAUACAGGACAUAACUUUCAGUUAUGACAGCCGUUGGAUCAUGAUAAGUUCUUCUAGGGGCACAAAUCAUCUGUUUGCUAUCUCCCCUUUUGGUGGUAAUGUGGAUCUUCAGUUUGCAGAUACUUGUGUUGAAAAUAAUGGAUUUAGUGUCGCAAGCAAUCAAGUAGUUCCAUGGCAACCUCAACCUGCUGGUCAAAUAUUAAAUCAGAACAAUCUUUUUGCAUCUGGCCCACCUGUUACUCUGUCUGUUGUUAGCAGGAUAAGAAAUGGGAAUAAUGGUUGGAAAGGCACUGUCAAUGGUGCUGCAGCUGUUGCAACAGGCAAGAACAGUUCACUCUCUGGUACUGUUGCCGCUGCUUUCCAUCUUUGCAAAGAUAACGACAUGAAUGCAUGUGCUUUGAAGUCUAAGUACCACUUACUGGUUUUCUCUCCAUCGGGUAGUUUGAUCCAAUAUGCACUGCGAGUUUCUUUUGGGCAAGAUGCCAUUUCUGGAGUUGGUCAUGCUUAUGGAUCAGCUCCAGGCAAUGAUUCAAGAUUGAUGGUUGAGGCUACUCAAAAAUGGAAUAUUUGUCACAAACGAAGGGAAAGAGAAGAUAACUUUGAUAUAUACGGUGAAAAUGGUAUCUCAGAUUCUACUAAAAUACAGUGCGAAGGGACUAGAAAUGGAUAUGUUGCUAGAGAAAAUAUAAAUGCUGAAGAAAGAAAUCAACUUUAUAUUUCAGAAGCUGAACUGCAAAUGCAUGAACAGCAGGUCCCACUUUGGGCAAAAUCUGAGAUUUACUUUCAGUCAAUGAUGAACGAUGCCAUUAAGAUAGAAGGUGCAAAGUCUGGAGGAGAACUGGAGAUAGAAAACAUUCCCUCACGGCCGAUUGAAUCUAGGUCCAAGAAUUUGGUUCCUGUUUUUGAUUAUCUGGAUAAUCCCAAAUCUCAACUGACAAGGGUUGCCGCUGCUGAUAGUAGUAAUUUUGAAGCAUAUCAGCUGCCGCAAAAUGGAAAUCUUUCCUUUGGUGGCAGGCCGCGUGCUUUUGGCUUGAUGACUGAAAAUGGUGUUGAAGUCCGUCAUGGUGUUGGAGGAAACAAGUAUGGUCCAUUGAAGCCUGCGGAUGCAACAGUUGGCUAUGUAAAUACUAAUGACAGCCCUAAAAGAAAGUCAUCUGAGCUUCAGAUUGUAAAUAAUAGUGAUAGAGAGCACCUGUUCCAAGCCUGUAAAUAAACUACAAAGAAGCCUUGAAAAUGGAGAAUCAGUUUAAAGGCAAAGAUUUGAGAGUUUGAUUAGAGGAUGCGGCUAUUCUUUUAUUCUCAAGGUGUUUGAUAAGUUAUUCGUGUUUAUAUUUACGGUGAUAUCUUUAGAGGAGUAAAGCAUAUCAUUGUGAUCAUUCUGGGGCUCAAAACUUUGUUAAUAUUUUGGUGUUGAGCGGUUUCCUUAUAUUGGAAUUUGUAAAUAAUAGUUGUUCUUGGCAAUAACUUAUACUGUGUACAUAAUAGCUUAUUUAUAUCGUCUCGUUUCUUCGUUA
Molecule: messenger RNA, 3547 nt
Organism: Spinacia oleracea (spinach)
Lineage: Eukaryota; Viridiplantae; Streptophyta; Magnoliopsida; Caryophyllales; Amaranthaceae
Product: autophagy-related protein 18f
Exons: 8
Coding region: 700-3246 (848 amino acids)
Biological process (GO): autophagy; response to starvation
Cellular component (GO): cytoplasm
Molecular function (GO): protein binding
Source: RefSeq, a predicted model, not a curated record